Corylus avellana is the source of this 789-nucleotide messenger RNA. RefSeq names its product LURP-one-like protein (DUF567). The record is from RefSeq and is a predicted model, not a curated record. NCBI's taxonomy places the organism in Eukaryota, Viridiplantae, Streptophyta, Magnoliopsida, Fagales, Betulaceae.
GUGCAGAGAGAGAGAGAUGGGUACAAAGGCUAGCACGAUGCCAAUCAUAAGCAAGAUGUACUGUUCCUCUUCGCAGGUUGUGCUUGUUGUUAGGAGGAGGCCACAUGUAAUAAGUGGUGGGGGUUUUGUGGUGACAGAUUGUAGUGAUCAUCAGAAGGUCAUUUUCAGGGUCGAUGGCUGUGGAAUUCGAGGCACAAAAGACGAGCUGCUUCUGAGGGAUGGCAAUGGAGAUGCUUUGCUGCUCAUCCGCCGAAAGCAGGGGAGAAUGGUUGAGGCUCUAAGCAUUUAUAAGGAUUGGAAGGGAUACAGUUUUGACUAUGAAGGUUCUCAAAAGUUAGUUUUCUGCUUAAGAGAACCCAACUUAUGUGUGGUGAAGAACAAUUCAAUGAGAAUCUCCACAGAACCCAGGGUAAGCAACAAAGACUGGGACUUCGAGAUCAAAGGGUAUUUCCCUAACAAAGAUUGCAGCAUCAUCGACACCAAAGGCAAUGUCGUGGCGCAGAUUGGAGCAAAUGUGCAGGAGUUGAUGGCAAGCAAGGAUCUGUACAAUGUGGUGGUGAAACCCGGCAUUGAUCAAGCUUUUGUUUUUGGUGUGAUUGCUACUCUCGACUACAUAUAUGGUGAAUCUACGAGGUGUUGAUCAUUCAGAAAUUAUCAGACCACAACAUAAUGCUUUCUGUCACAUAUGAUCAGAACAUGAUGCAUAUUAUGCUAAUCAUGCCUUCUCUUUUCUUUUUCCUUUUUGUUUUUUGUUCUCUUUUCAGCAGGUAAUGUAUAUGUUUGUGUUGA